Messenger RNA from Synchiropus splendidus (mandarinfish), 4502 nucleotides. Its product is annotated as CMRF35-like molecule 5. NCBI's taxonomy places the organism in Eukaryota, Metazoa, Chordata, Actinopteri, Syngnathiformes, Callionymidae. The record is from RefSeq and is a predicted model, not a curated record. Bases 2808 to 3614 code for a protein of 268 amino acids. The transcript has 7 exons.
GGCUGUUCUGAAGGGUCACAUCAGACUGAAGAGGUUUUUCACUGAAGAAGAAGCAGGAACCUGAGAAACUGACAAGGAUGAUCAGAAAGUACUGAGCCAGAAGAAUGGAGAUCAAUUCUCUGAUGGUUCUGCUCUGUUUUCUGGCAGGGGUUUCAGACGUGGACUCGUAUGAUCUGAGUCGAACAGGGAAGGAGGGGGAAGAUAUCACAAUUACAUGUUCUCACUCCAAUGCUUACAGCAACACAAAGUUUUUUUGCACAAAAGAUUGUUCCCUCAAAGGUUCUCUAAUGACCAGCGAAGGUCCAAACACAGCCAAGUAUCACAUAAUUGACAUAGGGAAUGAUUUUGAUGUGACCAUUUAUAACCUGGAGAUGAACGACUCAGGAUCAUACAGGUGUGGAAUAGACAGAGUUGGUCCAGACACAUAUACUAGAGUUCACCUCACCGUUGUUGAAAAGCCAAGGGAGGAGAAGAAAGAACCAGAUGAGAAGAAGAAUAGCAGUGCAACCAUGAAGAAUGAAACUGCAGCGAAGAGGAAUGAGACUGUAAAUGAGGACAGUGAAACUGUUGAGGUGAAGAACAAAACUGAGGAGGAGAGGAGCGUUACUGACACAACAGUUGAAAUAACAAAACCACCUCCAUCCUCAGGUAUGUGCACGCAAGUGUUUUACUAUAAUGUCAGUAAUAAAUUUCCAAAACAUUGUCUUUUUUACAAAUAUUUUUCAACAAGUAAUGGUCCAUGAAAAUAUUCCUGAAUAUCCAUGAAAAAUAUCAGAAGCAAUGAACGUCCCACCUGGUGAACUUCUGUCUACUUGGCCAUCGUGAUGCUGUUGUAGUAACUCUAGCUGGUCGCCAGGUGGCAGUAUAUUAUAAGCGAUGUCACAGAAGAACAGCGCACCAGAGCAGGAACUCUGCUCAUGUCGACAGUGAUGGAUGGAGCACGUGGAACAGGCAGUGUUGGACAAGUUACUUUAAAUUAGUGACUAGUUACAGUUACUAGCUGCUUCUUUCGAAAGUAAGCCAGGCACUUUAAGUUACUCGUUCCAAUCUGACCAUCUACCUGGGAAAGUCAAUCAUUAUUAUUAUUAUGAUUAUUAUUAUUAUUAUUAUUAUUACAAAUAUCUACUUAUCUCCUUGUGGGAACAAAUGGCGAAAAAGAAAGCAACCAUCAAGACUUAAUAUAAACGUUUCUGUCUUUGUUCAUAGAUGGUUAGUUCUGCAAUAAGAUUUCAUCUCAGCAGUGAUAUCAACUAACUACCACUCCCAAAUUGGAAUAAUUUGUUCCUUAUUUACUGAAACCUUCAUCCUUCUAUAUUGAGCAACAAAAAAAAGACCUCCUUUGUGGAGCUGAAAAGUAGCUUGCUCUGGACAAACGUGUGAAUUUUACAUUUUUAAUUUUGUCUCAGUGUAUUCCCUAAAGGCACUAACAUUAUGUGUGGGAGAAAGAUUUCUGCAAUAAAUAAAUUAAAAGGGGGAAAAAAAGACAACAACACAUGUGUAUAUGAAAUUAUUAGCCGUGGUCAGUGGGUGUGUCCAGCACCAGGCAAAGUGCUGCUGACCCGCUGAACUUGUGCCUGGCUCCCACGGCAUGGUGGGAUACCGAGAACUUGCUGAUGGACUGAACUGCUGAUGGAAUAUGUCAGUUCUGCUGUUUCAAAACAUUCAUCAGUCAGUGUUGGUGACUGUGGAUUAAACCAUCUUCACAGUUCCAGACGUCUCUGUCUUUAUUUUGGGAUUAUUAAUGUGAAGUGCAUGUACAAAAAAAAGAUCAAUAAUGGUUCUAAAUGUGAAAGCAAAACAUUGUUGUGGAUGGUAUGGAAUGCAUGUUAUCAUUUUAUCUUAUUUUACUGAAACUUUGAAUUUGCCAUAGUGGUUUGAUUUCGUCCUGACAAGAAAUAUAUUAUUUAUUUAAAAAUAUCUAUCUGUAAUAGUAUCAUGCAAAUAAUUAAUGUAUAUGUAAUUAAUUAAUGUAAUUAUUAUCUUUUUUUAAUUUCACCUAAAAUAGCUGUGAGAACCCUUCAACUUGAGGAACGUUUUUCAAUGUAUAUUUUUUAUUAUUAUAUCGUGAAAAAACUGACUCAUGGUUUGGACAUGUACAGAGGAGAGAGAGCCAGUACACUGGUAGGAAGAUGUUGAGGUUGGAACUGCCAGGCAGAAGGUGGAGAGGAAGGCCAAAGAGGAGGUUUAUGGAGGUGGUGAAGGAGGACAUGAGGUUUGUAGGUUUGAGAGAAGAGGAAGCAGAGGACAGGGAGAGAUGGAGGAGGAUGAUCUGCUGUGGCCACCACUGAAGGCAGAAGUCAAAAGAAGAAGAAGAAAAAGACUGACACAUAUUAAAAAAAAAAGCUUCAUAAAGUUUUAUUUUAAGAGAUUCUACCUAGAAGGUCACAAUAAAGUUGUUUGGUGCAUACUACAAACAACGUUCCUCAGUAGUGGCUUAUAGGAGAACAAGUCAUUGCUCAUAGAUUUAAACUUAAAUCUCACUUUAACCCCGCCCCCCAUGAUGGCUCUGUCUCAUGCACUGAAGUGUACUAACAAUAAAACAGUAACAACACAUUCCUGUACAACAAUCCAACUGAACCUGUUGCUUGUUGCUGAAUCACUAAAAUGGAUCCACGGUGCAAUGAGUCAGCUGAUCAGAAGUUGAAAUUGUUGAACAUCAGGGCUGCGUCUUGCUCAUGUGAGUCAGAAAUAUCACACCAUCUCCUCACAGGAAGUAAGUGUGUGUAACAUAGGAAGUUGUUCGCCAAAAAAGGAAGCCGGAUCCUGAGAAACUGGCAACGAUGCUCAGAAAGCACUGAGACAGAAGAAUGGAGAUCAAUUCUCUGGUGGUUCUGCUCUGUUUCCUGGCAGGGGUUUCAGACGUGGACACGUAUGAUCUGACACUAACAGUGAAGGAGGGGGAUAAUAUCACAAUUACAUGUUCUCACUCAAAUGCUUACAGCAACACAAAGUAUUUCUGCAGAGAAGCAUGUGACUACGAAGAUAUCCUCAUAACCAGCAAAGGUCCAAACACAGCCAAGUAUCGCAUAAUUGAUAGAGGCAAUGAUUUUGAUGUGACCAUUUAUAACCUGGAGGAGAAAGACUCAGGAUUGUACUGGUGUGGAAUAGACAGAGUUGGCCGGGACACAUAUAAUAGAGUGGACCUCACCGUUAAAAAGCCUCAAGAGAAGAAAGAAAAUGAAGACAAAAAGAACGCAAUUACGCCAGAGACGAAAAUAACUGGAGAGAACAAUAAAACUGUUGAGGUGAAGGGGAACGUUACUGAUGCGCCAGAUGUAGUACCAGAACCACCUCCAUCCUCAGAAACUGUGGUGUACAUCGGACUCGGUAUUUGCUGUGGGGUUCUGGUUCUGGUCCUUCUCUUGUUCUGCCUCCAACGAAGGCGAUGCCUGGGAGCAUCCUCUGCUGAAAAACCAGAGCGUCGCUCCACCAACUCUCCAGAUCCAGCAGCUGUCAUUUACUCUGACGUCACUGUGAACAGAGCCUUCCAGGUUCCUGCAGACGCCGCGCUCUACUGCAACAUGCCCUCCAGCCAACCCAGGAGCAUGGAAGUGCCUCCAUCUAAGGAGGUCACCUAUUCUGCCAUCAGAGGAGCUCAUGCUGAUCCAGUCUGACUUCCCUUCUCUGUUGCUCACUGUAGCGCUGCAUUCACAUCUGACUCCAUGUUGCAAAGUGGUUUCUUUAGUCAGAGAUCUGUCUCAGCUGAGACAUGACUCCAGUCCAUUUUAUGAGCUGUUUUUGUCCUUGAGUUUCAUAGUAUUUGACCCUGAACAUGGGUAUUUAUGGUGUAUAUAUUUUGUCUUGCAAGACGCUCUUGUCUCUGCAUCAAGAAAUUGGAAAAGCACUCUGAGAGCGCAAACCUGCACCUAUAAAUAAUCCUUUAAAAUAUUCUUGGCUCCAGAGUUUAAUCCAGGCCACACCCUAAAAUUAUAUCAUAUGUUCCUUGUCACAAAUUUCCUCACUCAAAUCUGUCUUUAACUAAAGUAUUUGGAACACAGGCAGACAGAAAAACCAACAACUUUGGAAGAACUAUGAGCUACGACUCUCCAACUGAUGAGGAGCACCUUUUGUUAUUAUCGAGGCAAACAUUUUGAUCACAGACAGAGCUUCAAAUAAACAAACAAAAUGCAUCUCAUAAAUAUGCAGUAUGAUUUAAACAAAGGACAGAGUGGUAUCUGUUAACAAAACAGAUACUUCAAAUAAAAAAUACAGACAGAUAGGACCGAUCAGACCUUUCAUUUCAUCUCAUGAAUGUUACUGCAAUGUUUUCAGUAACUACUGAGGUGCAGAAGUGGAAAGAAAUGGAGAAAUACAGCUGCGAACAGAAUACAGAAAUACAGACCGCCAUCACUUUUUGACGCAACACUGGCAAUAACUUACUUCACACUUGUGAAGCAGCAUAACCCACAACUGGACAGAAGCAGGCUUUGGACUUGGGAUAUUAAAACAUUCAAUAAAAUCCUAACUUUAAAUAUGGUGGCGUCAUAAUUUAGGUCUUGAUU